UUCUAAGGUCGGCGAGUUCUCUUUCAUUGAUGUGAACUGAAUUUCAACAAGACUUAGAAAAUAUUCCUUAAUAUCAUCAAGUGGAUUUUGAUUUGUGAAGUUGUUUUGUGCGGGAGUUGUUCGGUAAUAAAACAGCGGACAUUUAAGAACACCUUGCUGUUGAUGUCAGGUUUCCUGACAUUUUUAACGUUUAUUUGUGACGGCUGAGGUAACGUUAGCCGGCGCUGCUAGCUAUCUUUAACAUGGCUGAAGAGGGAGAGUUCACAAACAUAAACGGACAGCCAAUUUCACUGGACUGCCAAAAUCACACUCCCUUCUGCAGAGAGUUUACUGUCAGCUCUCCGAAGGUGUCUUUACGCAAGGUGAUGGUGUACACCUGCUCCGUGUGGUUAGUCGCCUAUGCCGUGUUUUUUGUUACAGAGAACACCACUGUCCUGUCUAGUGCCAUCAUCGUGACGUUGGCUGGGAUGAUGCUGCACAUCCACUUUGUGAAAGUAGAUCAAGAAACCCUUCUUAUAAUCGGCUCUCUGGGUGUCCAGCUGUCCUCUUUAUAUGCAUCAGGACGGGAGAGCACAACAUUCAUUGAAAUGAACAAGAUUAAAGACAUUGUUAUUAAUGAAGCAAUUUACAUGCAUAGUAUCAUAUACUACCUCUGCAUUCUGAUAAAAGACUCAUCAGAGCCGGAUGGAGUCGCCAGUGUCGUCCCUCUUUUCCAGAGUUCAAAGCCGAGACUCAAUUGUCUGGUUCAAGUGUACAAAAGCUGUCAGGAGAUAAUUGCACAGAGCCGGUGACAUAAAGUAUUUUCUCCUCAGUUGUCUAUAGUGAAACUGCUUCACUGCAGUCUGGAAACUUCCUGAGAACAGUGCCAAGCUUGGCUAUCCAUCCUGCAUCACCGUGUCCUUGUGUAAUAUCCCCACCGUGCAAUCUGGAAUACUUUCCCCUGUGAGGUCUUCUAAAUUUGAUAAUUUGGCCCAUUCUGACAUCUGACGAAAAGUGACCAAUAAUAACAACAAUAAUAAUAAUAAGAAGAAGAAUUAUUAUUUAACAAAUUUCAGAUAAAUUGACAAAGUACCUGAUUUAUUAGUAGUGGCUCAUUAGAUAAUUACAAACUGGAUAAUUUUUUUUUUUUUUGUAUGGUUGGUUGUUUUUGUAGGAAAAAAAUCAUGUGUAGUAAGAUUUUACUAGUAUCCACUGAUUUAUUAAAAUCACUGUUAUACAUUUUACAUGCAUUUUUCAAACAAAUCUGUAAAUAAAAUUAGUUUUGUAUUGCUGUCAAUACACUUCCUGUGUUACCAUCUGCUACCCACUAGAGGGACACCAUGUGCCACUUUUCUGUUAACUAACUAGGUUCAUCAGUUGUCAUUACUGGAUGAUGAUAACAAUACUUUUAAAAUCUGUGUUUUACUGUAUAGUACAGACUGUGAAUUGGUACUUAAUACAUCAGUAACUAUUUGAAGGGGUCAUUUAACAUUGUUUUAAAUAGUCAGUGCAAAUGGGUUUUGUGUGACUUCAAAUGGAAGUAACAGGGUUCAGGCAAUCAGUUACAAGUGUCAGUGGGAUUCAUUACUGUAAUUUACACUUACACAAUGUAUAGAAACUGACUAGUCAGUCCAGCCUUCUUUCCAGUCUCCGGCAUAGUCACCAUUGUUGCUGGAUUAUGCUAAUCCACAUCCCCUGCUCCUUGGUGGGUCAGCAGUAAUUAAUUGUGCAAGCUCUUUUGUAAGAAAGUAUUUCCAGUCCAGGGGAGUUUUAGAGUUUGCAUACAUACUGUUUAUCUAAUCAAACUAUACUGGACAUAGCAGAUUUGAUUGAGGCCUGUUUAGUACUGCACUCUACAGAAUCUGUACCGGGUUUGUGUUGGUUAAUGUAGCAUCAUGAACCACUAAAGUGUUUGUUUUUUUUUU
Molecule: messenger RNA, 1904 nt
Organism: Colossoma macropomum (tambaqui)
Lineage: Eukaryota; Metazoa; Chordata; Actinopteri; Characiformes; Serrasalmidae
Gene: pigh
Product: phosphatidylinositol glycan anchor biosynthesis, class H
Exons: 5
Coding region: 243-791 (182 amino acids)
Biological process (GO): GPI anchor biosynthetic process
Cellular component (GO): glycosylphosphatidylinositol-N-acetylglucosaminyltransferase (GPI-GnT) complex
Source: RefSeq, a predicted model, not a curated record